Molecule: messenger RNA, 981 nt
Organism: Impatiens glandulifera
Lineage: Eukaryota; Viridiplantae; Streptophyta; Magnoliopsida; Ericales; Balsaminaceae
Exons: 4
Coding region: 20-829 (269 amino acids)
Source: RefSeq, a predicted model, not a curated record
CGUUUGAUUAGGAAAGAGAAUGUCGAGCUCCACCGAUGUAUCUGGAGAAUUCUUGCUGCACUCAAAGAAUGUAUCGACGACGAUCAUACCGUCUACCAGUGUUUACAUGGAUUCGGAUUCGGACUCUGACGAUUUCAAUGGCGAUGAUUUUUUCGACGCCGGUGAAGAAUUUAGACAGAAAGAGGGUGUGAACAGGGGCCUGGUGGCUCCUCUGGCUGACCUAGAUGAUUAUUACCCACAAGCACUGUUUUCUUUGGCCAACUUUAACUUUAAUCAUAAUACUGAUUUCGUAUUUCAAAGGAUUGUGAGAGGAUGGCUUGGUGGACCCAUUGAACAAUACCUUAUAUUUGAGGCAAGCAGUCCUCGCAUUGCAGGAGGCACUCCUUUAGUUUUCCAAUCUUACUUUUAUGACUUUUAUGGUGGAUUGGGAGGGGAGACCUUGGAUUUCUGCAGGCUACACCCCAUAGAUUGUACAAUUACCCUUGAAGAUCUUCCUGGUUGCAGUGAAUGUGACAAUCCUCCUGACCAUACCGAAGAUGUAGUCCAUAUGUCUUCUGUUUAUGCUACCUUCAGCUAUGGCAAUUGGAAGAGCCUUCAAUUUGGCCUCGGGAACAUUAUCAGCUUUGAUAAAAUUGUAGAACCAACUUUGCUUGAGGGCUUUGCCUUUGGAUACAAGAUCAUCUUUAGCGCUUUUGACAAAAAAGAUGUCUCUAGCGAGCUUAGGACUUGUGAAGCAGUGGUGGUGUUUAGACAAGAUCUAAGUGUAAUAUCGGUCAGAUCUGUUAUUGAGAAAGAGAAUCAAAAUGAAACGAAGGUAGAAUUCUUAUAACUCUAAUUGAAGAUGUGAUGUGAUGUGCAUGAAAUGUCUUUGCUAUUUUUCUAGUAUACAAGUGUGUCUCUGUUUGAUAUACAUGGUUAUGACAGUUUGUUAUAUUUUGAGACUUGAUCAUGCAACUGAAAAUAGAGGAUGACUUGAUUUCA